AUGACAACGGUUCACAUCAUCGAUGUGGAAAGCGGGAAUCUCCGCUCUCUGGUGAAUGCCAUCGAAUAUUUGGGAUUCCAAGCUAAACUUAUCAGCCGUGCUGAUGAUCCAGAGCUGGCUGCAGCCAAAGUGUUGAUGCUUCCUGGCGUGGGAAACUUUGGCCAUUUCGUGGAUAAUUUGGCAUCAAGGAAAUUCGAACAACCAAUCAAAGAUUACAUUGCAUCGGGAAGACCUAUUAUGGGUAUCUGUGUGGGGUUGCAGACAUUUUUCAAGGGUUCAGAGGAAUCGCCAGCCAGUAAAGGUCUGGGCUUCCUGGACUACCAACUGACUAAAUUCGAUGCAACUGAGAAACCGGUCCCUGCAAUCGGUUGGAACACAUGCACUCCACAGGGAAAACUGUUUGGACUCGAUCCUUGCAGCAGAUAUUAUUUCGUUCAUUCCUAUGCUGCCGUUUUGAACAAAGACUCCAAAAAUGCACUAAAUCAGGCUGGCUGGGACAUUGCAGUGUCGAAAUACGGCUCUCAAGAAUACAUCGCUGCCAUCGCCAAAGAAAACAUUUUUGCGACACAGUUUCACCCAGAAAAAUCUGGGCACGCAGGUCUUUCCAUCAUCAAAAACUUCAUCGAACAAAAACACCCAGCCAUCCACCAUUCAGCUCAAGAAAAUGCUUUGUUGAUGAACGACUACUCAAAUUACGGGCUAAGUAGAAGAAUCAUUGCAUGUCUGGACGUUCGUGCAAACGACCAAGGUGACUUGGUUGUUACAAAAGGUGACCAAUAUGAUGUACGUGAAAAAGAAGAAGGUGGUAACGUUAGGAACCUUGGUAAACCUGUGGAAAUGGCGAAAAACUACUAUGAGCAGGGUGCAGACGAAGUGACAUUCCUAAAUAUUACCAGCUUCAGAGACUGCCCGUUGAGAGACACCCCCAUGCUGGACGUUCUUAGAAUGGCCGCCAAGACCGUUUUUGUUCCUCUCACUGUUGGUGGAGGUAUCAAGGACAUUACAGACGUCGACGGGAAGGUGAUUCCCGCGCUUCAAGUGGCCGCGCUUUAUUUCCAGUCAGGAGCUGAUAAGGUAUCGAUAGGUACAGAUGCUGUUUAUGCUGCAGAAAAGUACUAUGCAUUGGGUGGACAUGGCGACGGCACGUCACCAAUAGAGACUAUCUCCAAGCCGUACGGUGCUCAAGCCGUCGUCAUUUCCGUGGACCCCAAGAGAGUAUACGUCGAUGGCCCUGAAUCCACGAAGAACAAGACGUUCAAAACGAAAUACCCCAAUGAAAAGGGUCAGGAAUGGUGCUGGUAUCAGUGUACAAUCAAGGGUGGUAGAGAAAGCAGAGACAUUGGUGUUUGGGAGGUAACGCGUGCCUGUGAGGCACUCGGAGCAGGCGAAGUGCUCUUGAACUGUAUCGACAAAGAUGGUUCCAAUUCCGGUUAUGAUUUGGAAUUGAUCGAACACGCCAAAGAGGCGGUGCGCAUUCCAAUCAUUGCAUCUAGUGGCGCUGGUUCUCCUGAACAUUUCGAGGAGGCGUUCGAAAAAACAAGAGCAGACGCGUGCUUGGGAGCUGGUAUGUUCCACAGAGGAGAAUUUACCGUGACAGACGUUAAAAAGCAUUUAUUGAGCAGAGGAUACAAAGUUAGAAUGGAUUGA
Messenger RNA from Lachancea sp. 'fantastica', 1647 nucleotides. NCBI's taxonomy places the organism in Eukaryota, Fungi, Ascomycota, Saccharomycetes, Saccharomycetales, Saccharomycetaceae. The record is from the annotation of a GenBank genome assembly.